This is a messenger RNA of Actinia tenebrosa (Australian red waratah sea anemone), 6915 nucleotides long. RefSeq lists its product as uncharacterized. Gene Ontology annotation, biological process: G protein-coupled receptor signaling pathway. NCBI's taxonomy places the organism in Eukaryota, Metazoa, Cnidaria, Anthozoa, Actiniaria, Actiniidae. Gene Ontology annotation, cellular component: plasma membrane. Gene Ontology annotation, molecular function: G protein-coupled receptor activity. The record is from RefSeq and is a predicted model, not a curated record.
UUUUCUCAAAAUAUCACAUAUGCCCUCAUAUGCUUUGGUUCUUGGCCAACUGUUAAUUUUUGGACUAUUUCUCGUCCUUGGACAUUACCAACCGAUAUCCCAGCCGACAGAAGGGGUUUAUUUACAAAUUAGCCGCGCAUAACAGGAAUACUGAUGGUCACUGACGGCGAAUGCGAUUCAGGUUCAUCACUUUGGAAAUCCCAUUGAGAAAUGCCCGAGCUUUCAGAUUGCUAGUAAAGAAUGUUUAAAAUUAACUUUAGCCGGCUAGGAUAAAUUGAAAAGAUGCACUAAAAAAUCCCGAUAGGUAAAUUACAGCUUAUCUUCAGUAAACAAGAUUAGUUUUUGAGCCAAAACUAUUAUAUAAUCAUCUUAUUUUAAUGAAAUAAACUUGUUUUUAUUUAAGUCGGUUAAAAAAAACUCCGAUUGACAAAACAGGAAAACUGAUUUUUCGUCUUACGGCGGCCCACACGCCGAGCAUAUCUUUGCUAUAUGCAUUAUUUAGUCAUCCCUACCGUGCGUCACUAGAUCUUUAGAGGGGAGGGUUAGUUGAAAAAUUUGAACUUUUUUGAAGGGUCAAACCUUUUUAUUUUGACAAAAGCUGUUUUCUUUUUUAAAUUUGAACUGCGAAACCCAGCCCUCCCCCAAUAUGAUCUAUCUAGUUCUUAUUUGUUUGUAUAAACAUUAAGCUACUAUUAGAAUAUUAUACAUAUCGAUAUGAAAAGAUACUUAAUAAGUGUCCUGCAAGUGGUCAUGUUUCCUACUUUGGGCUUACUCAACAAAACAAAACUGCGGACAAAACUUAAAUGUUGUUUGCUGCCUUCAGUUGUUAUUCUUUUUCAACUUAACUAGAUAACUCUGAAAUUAAGAACUAUCAUGUGCGAAAAUUGUUUUUCAGAACCAAACGAAAAAAUAUUUUGCUGUGUUACCAAAAGUGAUAGUGUAAUCAUUUGGCAAGAAAUAAUUUGCGUGAGCAAAAUAACGAUGACACUUAGCCAAUAUUCUCACUAUCAUUGAUGUCACUACUCAGGGAGUUUUAUAGAUAAGUGUGCACUUCAUAUUUUUCUACGAUAUUGUUCAUUCCUAAACAAGGAAUACUAGUAGGUAAAACAAUAAUUAGUCUGAUGAAUCCUUUAAUUUUCUUUUUUAUCUGUGACAUUUAAUAAUAAUCUUAUUUUUCACUCAUUUCUUAUGCUAAAGGUUUUUUAAGGCUGUCUAUGGUUUAUUUUCUCAUAGUGUCAAAGCAUAAACGAAAAAGAAGUUCUUUGAUCGAUAUACGUGAUAGUAAACUGAAAGAAAAGCCUUUAAAAAGCUAAAACCAGCCAAAGACUUAGAUCGGUUAGUCAUAUUCCAAUAAUUUAAAUUAUUUUAUUCAUACCUUACCGAGAUUAGAGUCUUACUACAAUAACCGUGAAAACCCAAUUUUCAUAGUAAAAAGCGCUAUCGCGUCUAGAGCCGGCUUAUAAGAUUGCUAAGUUGAUUUAAAAUAAGUGCGAAAAUCCGACUUAUUUGGACAAUUUAAUUAUAUCAAAAUCAAUCGCUUUCCCACUUUCUUGCUAAUUCGUAUUGUACUUUACGAAAAAGUUGACUGACAAGGUAAACAACAGUGAUCGAAGCAAAGAAACACAAACGCAGCUUCUUUAAUUAAACUUUUCUUGAAAUGAUAAGAGAAUACGACUUAAAAGGAAGAGACUAAAUUGAAUUGAUCGUGCAUAGCAUAUGAAUAUAUCCCGAUUUAUUGUCAUGACGACUUGAUAUCGAAUAGAUUCAUAGUCCAGCCUACAUACACACUAUAUUCUUUUGGUAAAAUGUAAGUGAUUGACAGAUCAGUGGUUAUAUUGGGAUGUCAACUUCACCAUUCAAAUCAACAAAUAUAAAAUAUAAGCAUUGGUAAAUAUACACACWGUUGAAUACCCGUAAUGAAUUAAAUAUAUGCUAUCAUUCUAAAGCGAAACAUUAGUAGUCGCUGGAUAUGGAAAAACUGCGAUAUUAGCUGCUGUUUAGAAAUAUUACCAAAGUACCGUCAUUACCGAUGUUUUAGAUGGUAAAACCAACAAUCUGACAUCAUUUGACGUAUUUUGGACAUGCAGCAUUAUCGAACACCUGCUGACUAAGGAGUACUAAGAAUUGCUAUCCAAUCCUAUCAGACCUUUCAAGAAUGGAUAAGCCAAUUCUCUAUAGCUUGCCAACUAUAUAACAAAUCGAAUUCAGUCAAACUUAAAGCAGCAAGGGCUAAAUUAGUCAAGUCCAUCGCUUCGUGUCAACCUUACGACUCAGAUACCUGAUGACAACGCCUAACUGCAACGGCACAGGAAACCACUACCAAAUCACUGUACUUGAAACACCAUCUAGAGAAGGAACUUGGUUUUCAAACCAGCAAAGAUGAACUCAACAGACGAAACCUUCGUAGAACAACAAAAAAUUCAAAGCUAUAAACGUGUGCUGGCCAUAACAAGUGCAUGCUGUCUAUCAAUCCUUUCUAUCGUAACUACGACAAGCAACAUUCUCCUUUUGAUAGCCAUUUGGAAAGAUCCCUUAAAAUGCUUCAAAUCCGUUGCUAAAUGUUUUAUCGUAGGGCUGAGCAUGGCUGAUUUGAUAACUGGCGUAACAACAGAGCCUUUCUUUACCAGUUACUAUUUCAUUCGAUUUGUCCAAGACGUCGACAUAAAGGGAAUACCGCUCGUGCUGUACGAAAUUGGAGGAAUCAUAUCUGGAGUCGCCUUGAAAUACUCGUUUUUGGUUGUACUAGCAUUGUCCUGGUCGCAGUUUACAGCUAUAUCUUGGCCUCACAAGUACAGACGAUUUGUAACAAAUCGUAACAUUGUGAUUUUCAUGAUUUUAGCCUUCCUUUAUCUAGUUUUCUUUACCGCCGUUCAGUUUAUAGGCAUUCUUGAUCCUUACACGUUUCACAAAAUCGACCUUGUAUGCAACUCGUCGUUCCUCUCCAUUAAUCUUCUCAUUGUGUCGCUUCUGCUUUACCGAGCGUACAGGCGCCGUGCCCACUUACACAAGGAAUUCUCUGCAAAACCUCUGACCUCUGAAAAUGAAACGCGAUCGAAAAGACGGAAACAAGUAGAAAGGACCCUAGAUCAACAGUUUACCAUUGUCAGCAUUUACCUUGGUGCUAUUUUACUUCUUUGUGCACUCCCACAUGUCCUGGCAGUUUACGUUUAUCUUUAUUUCGCAAAAGAUCUAACAAUACAGUCACAGCUUAACCUCCUGGUGGUGCUCAGGAUCUCAGAUGUUUUACUGUUUGUAAAAGUGUGCGCAGAUCCUUUCAUUUAUGCUUGGCGUCUUCCAAAAUAUAGAAAAACCCUUCUAACUCUGUUUCGAAUACAUGAACAAAAGAAAAACGAGGAAGAAACGCUUGUGGGAAUACCUUUAACCGAGAGAAUGUCAUAGAAUCCCUGCCAAACAAAUGGUAUUGAAAAUAACUUGAAAUAGUUUUCAAAAGUGAACAAUCAAUCAAUUCAUCACGCUUCUUGUCAGUCAAGCGUGCCAAGUUUUGCUUUGUCAACAAUGUUUUGUUAUAAGCAAAUAAUUUAAUGUUCUGAGUAAGAAAGAUUUUGAAGAUAAUAGAGACAGAAAUAAGAUGGAUAUAAGAUGAAUGUGUGUUAAUUAGCACAUUGAUAUUGAGCACAUAACUAAUGUUAAUCUCUAUAGUAGUACAGUCAUCAUCUUUUACCACUCGUUGAUCCUCACUUCACCCGGAUUUCCCCAGUGAUACUGACUACACCGGUUCGUAAGCAGUCACUAACUGAAGACAAGCAUAUAAGUCAUUAGAAAGGUUUAUUCUAUAAUAUUAUUUGAGUUGAAACCAUGGUGCACAUUUUUGGAAUGCGAGAAAAAUUAAUUAUGGUAGCCGACCACGACGCCGAAAAUCUCUAGUGGAAGUUUUCUAAUACAAACGUGUGCCAUUAGCAAUCUAAUUAUAUUCUUGUUAUAUUCAUAUAAUAUAAUUUGACAUUUUCUGGAUAAGCAAAGUGUUGGAUUCUACUUGUAACUGUAUCGUUAGACGUCAUCGACUGGGCGGUAUCAAAUUAAAUCAUUUUAACGAAAAAAUAUCUAAAAGAGAAAAAGGAAUACCGAGUUGUCUAGUCAAGUUCAAAAUUCACCCACUCAAUAGCUUUUCUCUGAAUCAUUAGGCUCUUUAAGAGGAAGCUUCAUAACCGAAGCCACUAAACAAAACAAAGUGCUUAUUUUUCCUGUUGCUGUUAACCUCUAGUUUUAUCUAUAUACUCGUCAUUAAGUAAACUGAAAUUUCAUAACAAAACACAUCCUUGACACUGAAAUUGCAGCUUAUCUUUUAUUUUGUCAGUUCUUCUAGUGUUUUUCAGUAAAAGAGUCCAGCUUUCAGUCUUCUGUUUCAUAGUGCCAGUAUUCAUUUUUUUUCCAUCUCAGUUUCAUAUUAUUUCAUUUGAAAUUAGUGUUUUACUGAUAAGUUAGUAUUUUUUCUUAGUAGAAUUAACGGACAAUCGACUUCUGCUGAUCCUAGUUUUGGUACCUGAAAACAUUGACUCUCUGCCAUCCGGAAAAGAAUAGAAAUAAAGGAGUAAUUAAUCCUAAAUAUUGAGCCUUCAAUCUAAAAUAACUUUACUUAAUUAGGACUUUACAAUAGAAAAUCUUUUAAAAACAAAUGAUGGCAGAAAAUUAAAUAAAAAGAUCAUAGAAGAUAAAGCGAUUGACGUCACGCACAGACUAACUAAUAGGAUGUAGGAUCGGUAUCUGUGUAGAAUAAAUAAUAAACAUCUAAUGAAUGACCUUUGAACGUGAGAACCGAAAAAAUAAAUUCUAGUGCUUUCUUUUCAAAGUUUCGUGUCAACCUUCAAAGAUUUAAUUAAAUCGGUAUCGCCGAAUACAAAAUAUGCCACGUAGCUUGCGUACUGAUGUACAUAAUGAAAUCUUCUUCUCUUUUUAUCCAUCCAUCUAGUAAGUUUUGAUUUGUUAAUUUAUUUAUAAGUUGUUGAAAAUGAGUGAAGCAUCGACGAAUAAAAUACUGAUAAAAUGCUUYGUCUGCUUGUGAUUUUCCUACAUUGAUUUUUUUAUUCUUUUCUCGAUCACCACUUUAGUCCAUGAAUCGCCCAAGAGAAACAUUAUAUUUAGCUUAAAUUAGAAUUGAUCAUCAUCUUAGAAGUGUGCAUGGUUAGGGUUAGCCGAUACUUUCUGGAUCUGAGCAGGAUUUUCCUUAAUACACCCCGCGAACGAUUCUCCCUGCCCAUACCUCUUUUUACGUCUUUUUUCCCCCCCUAAAUACACCAAUUCUGUCCUUUCCUUCGUGCAGAAUGGCUACCUUACCAGCUUGCGUCAAUAUACCAUGACAAGGUUUGGAUGACGAUAACAAGAAUAUGAUGAUGUAGUUUUUAUCAAAAGCAGGGGCGGAUCUAGGUAGGGUUUAUAUUGCUCCAUUCUAUACCCGUUGAUUUCUUCAAUAUGUUUACUUCCCACGCGCAAAACAAAUUUCAUUAAAAUGCUGUGUAAUAAGAAAAGGAUUGAUGUCCACAAUUUCUAGAGAAUAAGGCUCGGAGUAUGGAGUUCCAGAUUAUUCUUAACCAGCUACAGCAGUGGCGCUUACUUUGGUUCUUCUCAAAUAUAUUUUGUAACCCCAGUCUUAUUUAAAGAGCACGUUUUUCAUACAAAUUGGUUUUCUUCUAACUUUUUGUACAAACCUGACACGAAUUUUAUUCCUUUUCUUCCAACUCGUAUAUUUGAUAAAACCAUAAAUUUUCGAUAAUUUUAGUGUGUUGUUACUUAUAAAGCUCGAAAUACAUUUUUGUACUUUUUCAUUGGUAUUGUGCUUGGUCAGUUCACGAUCACAUCACACACGGCAUUCAGACACAUAUUAUAUACAUCCUUUGCAUAACCACAUUACUUUGAUGAACAGUUUUAUAUAAAAAUAUAUUAUUUAUCAAUCAUCAAAAACAUUUACGAUUCCUUCUACUGUCGUGAAAUUCAAUACACAACACAUACCCACGUUCACUAUGAGGCAUGGUCUAAAACAUGGACUGGACUUGACCGGAGAAAACAUGGACCGGACGUAGAAAACAUGGACCGUGGUAGAAAAUAUGGACUCGAGGUCAGACGCAUCUGGAUACCUUAUCUGUCACAUUGACGAUCCUCAUAAUGUAGCAAUUUUUAGAUACAAUUUCGAAAUUUCAUAUGAAUACAGUAAAACCCCGCAUAUAAGAACCUAAAGUUUAAGAACCUGUCAGGCUGAAAUUUUCAUUUUAAGCACCCUUCACAUAAGAACCAUUUCAGGCUGAAAUGACAAAGUAGGUUCUUAAUUUCCAAAUAUAAAGUCAAUCUGUUUUAUUUUCUUGUAAAUAAUAAAAUACAGUACUCUGUAUGUAAGAGUGCUUACACUGUGUCCAUGAAAUAAAAUCUAAACUAUAUUCAAUGUAGCUAGCAUGAAAAUGUGUGAAUUAUUUAAUGUAUAAAAUGCCACGCCCACCAAUACAAUUACUCUUUUUCUUACCAAAAAUUAGAAACCCAUUUAAGAACCUAGAUAGCCUGAUUUCAAGUUAAGCGCCAUUAAUAUAAGAACCUGUUCAGGCUGACUUGGAAAAAUCUAGGUUCUUAUACGCGGGGUUUUACUGUACGCAAACUAUUCCUGUCGGUUUUUAUUCUAGUAAAGUGAUCGUUGACAUUUUCUAUCUUUAAAAUAACUGUAACGUGGCGCAUACUCUGUUUUAACGAUAUUGUUGCUCAACUAGAUCAGCUUCGUUUGGCCGGUUUAGACAUCCAAACUCAGCUCAAACAAUAGGUCUUGACAUUUGCAAUAAUUUCGACACAUGAGAUUCGAUAUGUCUAAACCGUUUGAAUAACAYAUUCCCGCCAAACAGGGUAUGGUUUUCAGCCAUUCUACGCUGGAAAAGGGUAUAUAAAAUUGCGCUCGCUCUUGGACUGACAGGGUAUAUGAAA